CUCCAUCAGAUGCAUCUCUCCAUUUCAAGGUCACUCACCUUCGCUCUCCAACCUCUCCUCCUACUCUUGCUCUUCCACUUCCCGUUUAGUUACCUCUACGUCUGACAAGGUCCUAUCGUUCAUGCUGUCGCUGGGAGGCAUACUCACUCACCGAUUCCACUUCCUUCUCUCUUCUCAGUCGCCGUAUCUCUGAUAAGCCUCCUGACCUCUCUCAGCAGCUCUAUCGUCCAUUCUACACCCGAUGGCUACCAGAGAUCACUGCCUACUAUGCUUUGAGGCGCUAGAAGCCCAUCUCACACAUCGGAAAGCUCUGACUUUGGAAGAGAUUCAAGAAUAUUCAGCCUCUGCCUCAGAUUCAGAGCCUGUUGCUCCAAAGACCCUUGACGAUCCCAGUCUUCGACAUCUGGCGAUCCCUGAUGCCAGCGCUUCGUCUUCUUCCUCUUCGACCUCGCUCGGUGCUUCCACACCUGCCACGAGCACCUCUUCCCUCCCUAUUCCCCCAACAUCUGCCCCGCUAUUCGUCACAUGGAAUACGAUGGAGGAUGGCGAGCCCGUGCUCCGCGGUUGUAUCGGCACAUUUGAAGCUCAAGAUCUAGCUGAGGGUAUUCCGGAGUACGCCCUUAUCUCUGCCCUUCAAGACACUCGCUUCUCCCCAAUCAGAAAGUCCGAAUUACCUACACUCCAAGUCGCAGUCACACUCCUGACCGAUUUUGAAGAAGUCGAUGACAUCUUCAACUGGGAAAUUGGCGUUCACGGCAUCCGACUCUCAUUCUACGACCGCGGUCGCCGCUAUGGCUCAACUUACCUCCCAGACGUAGCCUCCGAGCAGGGAUGGACUAAAGAAGAAACUCUUUUCAGUCUCAUCCGCAAGGCGGGGUGGACUGGUAGUCGAGGACGCUGGAAAGACUUGGACCUCAAGGUCACACGCUACCAGGGCAAGAAAACUACUCUGGAGUACGCUGAUUACAAGAAGUGGAUUGAUGAGGCGUGACGAGGUGGCUAGAGGGUAAGAAGACGCUUCUAGACAUAGAGGCCCGGCGUUUAUGGCAAUGCAGAUGUGAUUAUCGGUGACACAUUUUCUCUCAUAUUUGCUCAAGAGGCAGAGCUGGGUUUGUAAGCAUUCACAUCUAACAGGCAGCUACAGACAAUAAAUCUCAUGAUUGAUUUUUACUUGCAGGCUUGGGUGGCUAUUCACAACGCG
Messenger RNA from Fusarium oxysporum Fo47, 1201 nucleotides. RefSeq names its product AMMECR1 domain-containing protein. The transcript has a single exon. The record is from RefSeq and is a predicted model, not a curated record. NCBI's taxonomy places the organism in Eukaryota, Fungi, Ascomycota, Sordariomycetes, Hypocreales, Nectriaceae. Bases 242 to 991 code for a protein of 249 amino acids.